This is a messenger RNA of Impatiens glandulifera, 1003 nucleotides long. RefSeq names its product agamous-like MADS-box protein MADS2. Gene Ontology annotation, molecular function: RNA polymerase II cis-regulatory region sequence-specific DNA binding; DNA-binding transcription factor activity, RNA polymerase II-specific; protein dimerization activity. The record is from RefSeq and is a predicted model, not a curated record. NCBI's taxonomy places the organism in Eukaryota, Viridiplantae, Streptophyta, Magnoliopsida, Ericales, Balsaminaceae. The transcript has 8 exons. Gene Ontology annotation, cellular component: nucleus. Gene Ontology annotation, biological process: positive regulation of transcription by RNA polymerase II. The coding region runs from base 195 to 974 and encodes 259 amino acids.
CUUUCUAGCUAGGGUUUUCUCUUUUUUCUUCUUUUCACUCUUUUGGUUACAUUGCGUACGUUCUCAGGAAAAGAGGAACAGGUUAUAGCUGGGUGAAGAAGAAGAAAGAAAAACAAAAUUAGACGAUGAUGAUGAUGAUGAUGAAAGUUACAUAGUGCAUAAAAAGGAUAACAACAGAUCAUUAAAGGGUUAUUAUGGGAAGGGGAAGGGUUGAACUUAAGAGGAUAGAGAACAAAAUAAACCGUCAGGUUACCUUUGCAAAGAGGAGAAAUGGUCUCCUUAAGAAAGCCUAUGAACUCUCUGUUCUUUGUGAUGUUGAAGUUGCUCUUAUCAUCUUCUCCAAUCGUGGCAAGCUCUAUGAAUUCUCCAGCACUUCCAACAUGGUUAAAACGCUUGAAAGAUACCAGAAAUGCAGUUACGCCGCUCCAGAAUUUAACAAUGCAGCUAUAGAGAUUGAGCAAAAUAGCUACAAUGAGUACUUAAAACUAAAAGGAAGAUACGAGACGCUACAACUCCAUCAAAGGCAGCUUCUUGGGGAAGACCUAGGCCCCCUCAACAUAAAGGAACUUGAAUAUCUGGAACAUCAGCUAGACUCAUCACUGAAACAAAUUAGAUCAACAAAGACACAGUACAUGCUUGAUCAGCUGUCUGACAUUCAAACCAAGGAGAAGAUGUGGGUUGAGUCUAACAUGGCUUUGGAAAAAAAGCUUGAUGAGAUUUACAGAGAACACCAAUUUCAUCAAGCAUGGACAACAGGUGCAACAACAGCAGAACAAGGCAGCAAUAAUAAUAAUAAUAAUAAUCAGUAUACCCAAUCUCAAGGAUUUUUCCAGCCCUUGGACUGUAAUCCCAGUUUGCAAAUAGGAUAUGAUCAGGUGACUGUAAAUCAAAUGGCGGCUGCAGCUCAUGGUCAUGGUCAUGGUCAUGGUCAUGAACAAAAUGUGAAUGGGCUAAUUCCAGGAUGGAUGCUUUAAUAAAAGUGAUCAGUAUGUAUUGUUGUCAU